CGUCAAGAAAGGUUUAGUUUAGAAAGCAUAAGCGACCUUUCUCAAGCCAUUCCUGACCACAAAAAAUAGUGCGUGAUAAAAAUAAGGAGUUGGGUGUGUGGCACAUCCAUUUGCUUUUUUGGCCUUCUUCUUUUUCUCUUUCUUCAUUUCUACCGUCGUCUCUUCUUACUACAGUACCCACUCUUUUCCGCUCGUACGCACCGGUCCACAGUAAUAUAAGCCAUCAUGGGUAACGAUCAGCCUUACUAUCCUCCUCCGCAACAAGGACAACAAUACUAUCCUCCUCCACAAGGUGGUGACCCUGGCUACUAUCAACCUCAACCACCCCCGAACACGGUAUAUGUCCAACAACCAGAACAACGAGGUGGAGGUGACCAUGGCUGCUGCAUGGCAUGCUUAAUCGGCUGCCUAGCGUUUUGUGCUUUGGAUGCCUUGUGCGAUUGUCUCUGUUAGAAGUACCGAAAAAAAAAAAAUUAUGCUCCCCAACUAUCUCUCUUUUUCUCUACUGAAUACCACUACUACUUUCUUUUUUAAAAUACAAGAUAUCUUUCAUAUCCUCAUGUAUUGAUUUGCAAUAAAUACUUACUCCAUUUUCUUGGCAAAAA
This is a messenger RNA of Zychaea mexicana, 605 nucleotides long. RefSeq lists its product as uncharacterized. The transcript is spliced from 2 exons. The coding region runs from base 226 to 453 and encodes 75 amino acids. NCBI's taxonomy places the organism in Eukaryota, Fungi, Mucoromycota, Mucoromycetes, Mucorales, Lichtheimiaceae. The record is from RefSeq and is a predicted model, not a curated record.